Racocetra fulgida is the source of this 163-nucleotide messenger RNA. The record is from the annotation of a GenBank genome assembly. Lineage: Eukaryota; Fungi; Glomeromycota; Glomeromycetes; Diversisporales; Gigasporaceae.
CAAUCAAAGAAACAAAUAUUUUACCAAUGUCAAAAACAAUCAAGGUUCCAACCUUACUAAUUCAUGGCGAAGAUGAUACUGUUGUUCCAAUUAAAGAAAGUGAACUUCUUGCUUGUGAAAUUCCUGACAACAAAUUUAUUUCGAUUCCCCAAGCUGGACAUAC